Molecule: messenger RNA, 498 nt
Organism: Penicillium mononematosum
Lineage: Eukaryota; Fungi; Ascomycota; Eurotiomycetes; Eurotiales; Aspergillaceae
Product: V-type ATPase assembly factor PKR1
Exons: 1
Coding region: 1-498 (165 amino acids)
Biological process (GO): vacuolar proton-transporting V-type ATPase complex assembly
Cellular component (GO): endoplasmic reticulum membrane
Source: RefSeq, a predicted model, not a curated record
AUGGCUUCCUUCAUGGAAGACCUGUGGUCCAGCAUCUUUACUCCAGGACCCACCCCGACCCUCUUGAUCGCGACCAACGUCACCUUCGCUGCACUCCAGAUUAUCUUCUUCGCUCUCCUCCUAGCUACCUACAGCCUCCACUUCGUCGCCCUAUCUAUCAUCAGCGGUGGACUAUGGUGGGCCAUCAACUGGUUUGCCGCCGAGGUGCGACUUGCCCAGCAGGCGCAGGAGACUGAGAAAGAAAAACAAGAGUCCGGUGACACGAAGACGCGGAAGAGUCCCGCUGUAGGAGAAAGCGCCGACAGCGAAACGGAGACCGAAGCUAUCGUGGCCAAGAAGUCAGAUGAUAAGUCUGCUGCUGUCGCGACCGGGAGUGCACCAUCCGGGUUGCUGCCCACGGCGCGCGAUUCUAAGAAGCGACCCAGCACUGGUGGUGAGGGGUCUGGGUAUGGGAGCACUGAUAGCGAGUGGGAGAAGGUUGAUGACACCAAGUCUUGA